GGCUGACAACCUACCUACGGUUAAACCAAACCUCGACCCAAAGCGGGCGGUUUCCCACUCGUUUCCCCAUCCCACGCUCUUUUGUACCACUUGCUUCGCCUCCUUUGCUUGUUGCGCCCGGUCUCUAGGGCGCAGCGUGUGCCAACAGACUUUGUGUCUCUAGAGAAGAGAUAGCGCCGUCCAAUUCGCUGGCCUCGUGUACGAAAAUUGUUGUCUUGGUAGGAAACAAGAGGCCGGGAAGGAUGGACGACUUCUUUCGCACCCAGCAGAGCCCCCGGGGCGAGCCCCAGGUGAGCGGCGCCUUCAUGUCGCCGCCGCGGAACGUGCCUCUGCUGCCGCGCCGAUUCACCACCGACUCCGGCCGUGUACCACUACUGUCUUCGAUUUCCGCCAUCCCGCGCGCUCCCGAGCCGCAGGACUUUGCUUCGACCUCGGCUUUGCAUAAAGUUCAAUUGCUAGAAAAGAAAAGGAUGGACUACGAGAGGCUUCGGGAGCACAGGCGGCGCUUCGAGGCCGAGAUCCACAAGCUGGACGCCCAGCAGCGUCAGGAGGAGCGGGAGCUGCAGCAGAUGCAGGAGGAUUUGAAUGCCAGAUAUGGCGGCCACCAGUCGGAGCCGACGACGCCGCCCGAAUACCGCGAGACUUCCGGCUUUCCUUCGAUAUUUUCGCGGCCGAAUCGCUAUUCGACCUCGAGCCUCACCUCCCCGCCGGGCAUAUUCAACCGCCCGGCGCGGUCCGGCUCGCUCCUCACCUCGCCCCUUUCCGGCACACUGCCGUCCCGAUUUCCCUUCGACGAUCUCCCGUCCCGCUCGGUGCCCGGGUCGCGGAGAAACAGCGACGAGGAUGAGAAGGAGGAGGCCGUCCGCCAGGACCCCACAAGCCAUCGUUCAACCAACGCACUCAAUCGGUAUUCUAUGCCCGUAACCCGGUCGCGGACCUACUUGAGCGAUAUCGGCCUCCUCGAGGACAGCAACAACACAACCGGCUUCUUGUUCGGUGACGAAGACUCAAACUCGGCAGAGACCAGAACGACUACCACAACGAAUCCCACGGCCCAGGUUGGUAAUAACGACUCGUUCCCAUCGUUGUUCAGGCAGCAGGCAUACCCAAGCAUAACAAGCGCAUCCUCCACUGCCCCCGACCUUGGCCUGUCCCAAACUUCUGGGCCCGAGCAUCAUUCCUCCAACGGCUGGAACAACAUUAACAAUCAUCGUCACAAGCAGAGUAUGUCUACCAUGAGCUCCACGCAGCUCAACGGAGGCGCCUCGGUCGGUUCGCCGUCCGAGGCCAGCACCAUUGGCAGCAACCGCCCGGCCAACGUGCGCCACUCGAUCGACGGCCUCAAGUUCUUCUCGGAAACCACGAGUGCCGCGUCUGAUCCCCCGGCCACUUCGGUUGUCUCGCCCCCUACCGCCCACGUCCUGGCCUCUCCCCCGAAACUGCAUCAGUCCUACUCUACCAACGACGUGCCCACUGUCAAGACCAAUGGUACGACCGGCUUGGGCGGCAAUGCCAACAAUCACGCCCAGCAGCACUUCCACAACCACAACGCAAGCAUUGGUCGUAUUCCCGCCGGCGCCAUGCCCAGCCGCCACAAUCGCGAGCUCUCGGCGGACGCCUCCUCGGCUAAUGGCCGCGAGACUGCCGGCUAUCCGUCCAUCACCUCCACCCUGCAAGCUAGCGCUCCGCCCUUCGGUCCUGCUGCAUGCCAACCGCAGCAGUCCUCGUCUGCUGUCGCGCCGGCCGUCGCCGCGCCUGCACCCGCUCCCGCUCCUGCGAUGCCCCCGUAUCCGUUCUACCCCGCGGCUCCCGGCUACACUCCUAUGGGCGGUCCUCCCCAGGCCGGUUACAACGCCCUGCCCAUGCUGAUGCAGAACAUGUCGCUCACCAACGCCAAUCCUGCUGCCAUGUACGCGCAGCAAAGCUUCACGGGCUACAACCCGCUCUACAGCCAGCCACCUGCUCCUCGCCCGCACCAGGACAGCCAGGCGCGCGUCAUUCAGAGCCGGCGCCAGAUGGACAGCGAAGCCAUGGCUCGCUUCAACAACUUGCCGCUUGAGCAGGUCGGUGGCACCAUCUACUCGCUUUGCAAAGAUCAGCACGGCUGUCGAUACCUGCAGAAGCAGCUCGAGAACCGUAUUCCUGAGCAGAUCCACAUGAUCUGGCUCGAGACCAACCAGCACGUGGUGGAGCUCAUGACCGACCCCUUCGGCAACUAUCUCUGCCAGAAGCUUCUCGAGUACUGCAACGAUGACGAGCGUACCGUCUUGAUCCAAAAUGCGUCGUCCGACCUGGUCCGCAUCGCGUUGAACCAGCAUGGUACUCGAGCCCUCCAGAAGAUGAUCGAGCAUGUGACCACGCCGGUUCAGAUCAACCUGAUCGUCGAAGCUCUGCGCAACCAGGUGGUCGAGCUCAUCCAGGACCUCAACGGCAACCACGUCAUUCAGAAGUGCUUAAACAAGCUCAGCGCUGCCGACGCCUCCUUCAUCUUUGACGCUGUCGGCAAGCACUGCGUCGAGGUCGGCACUCACCGGCACGGUUGCUGCGUUCUCCAGCGCUGCAUCGACCAUGCCGACGGCGCCCAGAAAGUGUGGCUCAUCGAGCGCAUCACCGCUCAUGCCGUCACCCUUGUGCAGGACCCGUUCGGCAACUACGUGGUCCAGUACGUCAUCGACCUCAACGAGGAAACGUUCACGGAGCCGCUCGUGCAGCAGUUCCAAAACCGCAUUGCCGCCCUUUCCAAGCACAAGUUCAGCUCGAACGUCGUGGAGAAGUGUCUGCGCUGUGCCUCCGAGCAGUCUCGGGACAUGAUCGUCUCGGAGCUCUUGGCCCCCGGCGAGAUCGAACGUCUACUUCGCGAUUCGUUCGGCAACUACGUGAUCCAGACCGCCCUUGACUAUUCGACGCCCAUGUCAAAACACCGUCUCGUCGAAGCCAUUCGCCCGAAUCUGCCGAGCAUCCGCGCGACGCCCUAUGGCCGCCGCAUUCAGGCCAAGAUCCAGGCGUAUGAUGCGCGGACUGGGCCGACCAAUGACGGACGUGGUAUGCCGACCGAUCCAGCUGGUGGCCAAGUCUCCAUCCGCCCGGCUCACAACCGUGCGCCCAUGGCCAACGGCGCCUCGAUUCUGGCAACCGGAGCCUAUGGCAACGGCGUCAAUGGCGUCAACGGUGCCAUGGCGCCAGGCGGCAUGUACCCGAGCAGCUCGGUCAUUGUUGUCCCUGCUCCUCAGAACCAGGCUCCCCCGCAGACGCCGCGUGCCCAGCAGCUCCCGCCUCAGUUUUCCGCAAUGGGCUCUGCAACCGAAAACGGCGAGGCCCCUCAGUGGGUUUAAACCAUUGCCAUCCCCGCGUUGCCCACACUGCCUCCGCGGCAUGAUGAGACUUAGGCUCGGCCUUUUGCGUUUUCUCCGUCCAUUUUCUCCCCCUGCUACACUAGCCACAAUGGCAUCAUCGCCUGCUACGACCGUCAUGACCGUUUUCCUCUUCUCACUGUUUCCGAUAGCGACGACCGGCACGGCAUAUCGAGUUUUCCUCACGAUGCGAUACGGUACUCCCUGGGCGACGAAAACAACCAUCGAGCAUAAGCUCCUCCUCGAGACUCAAGAUGACCGGGUUUCG
Messenger RNA from Thermothielavioides terrestris NRRL 8126, 3618 nucleotides. RefSeq lists its product as uncharacterized. Gene Ontology annotation, cellular component: cytoplasm. Lineage: Eukaryota; Fungi; Ascomycota; Sordariomycetes; Sordariales; Chaetomiaceae. The record is from RefSeq and is a predicted model, not a curated record. Gene Ontology annotation, biological process: post-transcriptional regulation of gene expression. The coding region runs from base 243 to 3332 and encodes 1029 amino acids. Gene Ontology annotation, molecular function: mRNA binding. The transcript is spliced from 7 exons.